Molecule: messenger RNA, 1017 nt
Organism: Oldenlandia corymbosa var. corymbosa
Lineage: Eukaryota; Viridiplantae; Streptophyta; Magnoliopsida; Gentianales; Rubiaceae
Source: the annotation of a GenBank genome assembly
AUGAUUGGGACCCAAUUGAAUUUCCGGGUGAUUUCCGGGUCGGGACCUUGUUCGGCGGAUCAAACGAAUUGCUGCCGCAUGGUUUCCAGCUCGCAUUGUUAUUCCUCCAGGAUUCAAUUUUUGUGUCUUGAUUUCUCAAAAUCUCGGAAAUGCCGGUGCGUGUGCGGGAGUGAUAGUGGAAGAUUCAAGUCGAUUUCGUGCAAGUCUUCUUCUUUUGGGAGAUUUAGUCGUGAAUCCGGUGAUAGUGCUGACGAGAGCUAUGAAGAUGACCAGUAUGAUUACGUUGAAGCCGUCCUUCUCGUUGCAGAAAUUAUCAGUCACCAUCGAAUGCGUGUGCGUGGUUUUAAAGAGGAGACCAAAUGGCAAUCAACAUAUUCUCUUCCCUUGGGGCCCUUCUCUUUUCAAACAACAGAUCCUCGAUCUCAAGUUCAUUCUAUAGGUUCUGGUUUCCUUCGGCGCUUUCAGAAUCCUACCAUGUUUCUUAAGAUUUCUUGUGAUGGAGAUUUCGUGUUACCGAUCAUUGUAGGUGAAAGUGCAAUUGAGAAGCUUAUAGAUUCCUAUCAUGAGGAUGAUACUGGGGACUGCCCAAACCAAUUCCAAUUCGUGAGGAAUCUACUUGAGGAAUUUGGUUAUGAAGUCAAAAUGGUUAGGAUUACUGAAAGAGUCUUGAAUACAUAUGUAUCGAGGAUAUAUUUUCAGAAGCCAGGGGACAAGAUCAGCUUUAGUGUAGAUGCACGUCCUUCUGAUUCUAUAAAUGUUGCCAAGAGAUGCAAGGCUCCUAUCUAUGUAAAUAAACAGAUCGUGUUGGCAGAUGCAACAAGAAUUUCAUAUGGGCUGGGAAGAAUGAGCAACAAAACUGUGUAUGAUGUCUCUCUUGACAGUGCUGCAGAUGGUCCAGAUUUACUUUCUGAAGAACUUAAUAUGGUCAGGAAUAUGAAUUCGGCUGCCGAGGAGGAAAGGUACAGAGAUGCAGCUGUGUGGAGAGACAAACUUAAGAAGCUUCGUGAAACAAGUUAG